AUCAGUGAUAUAUUGACCUGAUCAACUGAGAAAAAUAUGAACAUCAUACAAAAAUAUUGUUUAGAUUGAAUGCACUAUAGUAGUACAUAUUGCAUCUCUGUGUGCUUGUCAUGAAAAAUUUGAGCAAGCUAUUCAAAACUGAUAAACAACAGUGUCAACAUCUAAAAAUGUCUAAAAAUGCCUCAAAAGGCAACACAUACAUUCAUUAUCAUGAGUCUGAUAGGCUUAUAUUUAUGGGUGUGUCAGAAUGACAGGUGUGUUUGAGGUGCCCGGAUGUUGCACUUUGGAAAUAUGGCAGAAAUGGAGAGGAUCAAAGUUUUGCGACGACAUUUGUUGCAAAACAAAGAUAACAAGAGCUGGAAAAGUCUGACCGAGGGUCCAGUUUCAGCUGCUUACCCAGAUGUGAACUAUGAUUACACCACAAAUACCAAUGUUCUCACCCCAGAGCAGCGCAAAUCUUAUGAAGAAAAUGGUUUCCUUGUCAUCAGAAAUCUUGUUCCCAAGGAUAAAUUGGAACGUUACAGGCAUCGAUUUGAGAAAUUAUGCUCCAGAGAGGUACAAACCCCGGGACUUCUGAUCAUGCGUGAUGUUGCGAUCGCAAAAUCAGAGUUUGUGCCAGGGGAGAAAGCAGUGACCAAGAUUCAAGAUUUCACCCAUGACCCUGUCUUAUUUGAGUAUUGUUGUCUGCCUGAGGUUGUGAAAUAUGUGGAGUGUUUCACUGGCCCAGAUAUCAAAGCAAUGCACACAAUGCUGAUCAACAAACCGCCAGAUCCGGGUUCGAAAACAUCACGUCACCCGAUGCAUCAGGACCUGCAUUACUUCCCAUUCCGACCUGCUAACAGGAUUGUGUGCUCUUGGACCGCCAUGGAACAUGUCCAUAGACAAAAUGGCUGCCUGGUUGUACUUCCUGGGUCACACAAAGGUCACCUGCUACAGCAUGUUUAUCCUGAAUGGGAGGGUGGCGUGAACAAAAUGUAUCAUGGUAUACAAGACUAUGAUCCCAGCCAUCCCAGAGUGCACUUGGAGAUGCAGGCGGGUGAUACCGUUUUCUUCCACCCAUUGUUGAUCCAUGGAUCAGGAAUGAAUAGAACUAAAGGAUUCCGUAAGGCCAUAUCUUGUCACUACGCUAGCAGCACUGCUUGUAACUACAUUGACAUAGCAGGUACUACGCAGGAAGUUAUUGCCAACGAGGUGCUAGAUUUAAUCAAGAAAAGAAUGGGCCCUGAUGCUGAAAUAGGUUUCCAGGACACAUGGAAACUAAGAAGUAGAUGCAUCAAAGGAACAGAAGACACUAAUCUCUAAUCCAGGAUACAUUUCAAUGCAAGAUGAAUUGUUUCAAAUUUUUUAAAUCUAAUAUGUUCCAAUAAAAGAUGACACAUUUUAAAUGACUAAAUUAUAUCUAAGAUGGCAUGUUAAGGCAGGACUUCUAAGGAACAUGCUUCAGUCUAAAAUGACACUUCUUAAAUGACAGACUUAAUCCUAGAUGAUGUGUUUCUAUCUAAGAUGACACAUUUCAAACUCAGAUUGAAGCCUCUUUUGCCAUAGCAUUGACGAUACAAUUUAUAAAAAAUAUGUGUAUAGAGACAGAAUCAGCAUGAUUUUUCAGGGAACAAAAGCCAAAAAUUGCAGUAUUUAUCAUUAAUCCGUAUGUUACAAUGACUCAAUCUAGAUUCUUCCUCAUUUUAUAUGUAAAUGAGAAAAAUAGCCUUUCUGUUAAAGUGUAUUUAUCUUGCUUUACAUGUCUUGUGAUAAGAUGAAUUGGACAUUAAAUUAAUAUAUUUCCGUACUUAACCAACAUAAUUCUGAAAUCCAGUGCCAUGAAGAACUAUGGGUUGAAAGUCCCUGAAGAUUCUUAAGGAGUCAAUAAUGCAUAGGGCUGAGAAUAUCCCAGAAGACAUAUGCAACUUCUACAUUGAGUUUAAAUCUCAGAGAUCAUUGGUCUAUUUUUUGUACAAAAAAUUACUGAUUACAUUUUCUUUUGAAUUCCAUUGUCAACAAUGUUCUGAAUUUAGAAAAAGCUCUCACACUUCUUGAAUUUCCAAGAAAAUCUUAUUAAACAUGAUGCAAGUAACAUGUAUUACCAUCAUAUUCAGCAUAUUUGGAGUAUACUGAAUGCAUCAUGGGAAAAAGUUUACAUGGGAGAUAAUGGGGUCUUCUGGGAUAUCCACUACUCAUUUAGUGAGAAACUUCAUGAAUUUUGUACAUAUGAUUUUAUAUUUAAUGUUUUACAAUAAAAAUAAGACAAAUAAAUGAUUUAUUAGAAUAA
Messenger RNA from Owenia fusiformis, 2266 nucleotides. The record is from the annotation of a GenBank genome assembly. NCBI's taxonomy places the organism in Eukaryota, Metazoa, Annelida, Polychaeta, Sabellida, Oweniidae.